CGUCACUAUACGCGUUUGCUACGUCAUUGUUGUGCGCCCGCGCUUGUUUGGUGUUUCAAUGAAACCUAUACCACAUAACUAACAUUUUGGACGUCAUAAAGCACCCUGUGAGCGCAGUUUGAGCCAGAGAGAGUUCACUCGUGUCUCGAGAGUCUGUGAUAAUCUUCUCUCUUCAGAUGCCGCUGCCGCCAGCUUUACUCGCGCGCCUCGCUAAAAGAGGGAUCGUCAAACACUCAGACCACGAGGCUGAAGAGGAGAUCAUCGCUGAAGACUAUGAUGAUAACAACGUUGAUUAUGAAGCUACCAGGAUUGAAAAUUUACCAACGAAUUGGUACAAAGUUUUUGACCCCGCUUGUGGACUUCCUUACUACUGGAAUGUAGAGACAGAUUUAGUGUCCUGGUUGUCCCCCAAUGACCCAGUGGCUGUCAUCACCAAAGCUGCAAAGAAGCAGAAAGGUGAGACUGGACAUGACAAAGGGGACGGCCACUACGAGAAGGCAGAGAGAGACAGGGAUCGAGACCGAGAGAGGGACAGAGAGCGCGAUCGGGAGCGGGACAGAGACAGGGAGGACGGACGGGACAGAGAUAGAGACCGAGAUAGGGAUAGAGAUCGAGAGCGGGACAGAGACCGGGACCGAGACAGACGGAUGCGGAGAGAAGACAGUGCACCGUAUAGCAAAACAAAGAGAGGAGGAUUAGGAGGAGGUCGGAAACAGCAGCAGGAGGAAAUGGAUCCCAUGGAUCCCAGCGCCUAUUCAGAUGCUCCGAGGGGCUCAUGGUCCACUGGUCUCCCCAAACGCAAUGAGGCAAAGACAGGAGCGGACACCACAGCGGCAGGACCCCUGUUCCAGCAGAGGCCGUACCCCAGUCCCGGAGCCGUCCUGAGAGCAAACGCUGAGAACACGAGACGCUUGGAAGAGGAGGAUGAUGAUGACGAUGACGACUGAACAGGAGAAGUGUGUCUGUAAAGCCUUUAUGAUUUUUAAAAGGCUCUUGUAAUAUCUUUUCUAACAUUUGGAACAAAUAUUAAUUUGUAAAUAUACCAUGUGUUUUGUGUUAUACAUUUUAUAAACAAUCGCCAUUUUACUUAGGAUAGUGAUGAUCCCUGCAAAAUAAACAUUUUGUUUAAAGGCGCA
Onychostoma macrolepis is the source of this 1136-nucleotide messenger RNA. RefSeq names its product polyglutamine binding protein 1 (gene pqbp1). NCBI's taxonomy places the organism in Eukaryota, Metazoa, Chordata, Actinopteri, Cypriniformes, Cyprinidae. Gene Ontology annotation, molecular function: ribonucleoprotein complex binding; protein binding. The transcript is spliced from 7 exons. Gene Ontology annotation, cellular component: cytoplasm; nuclear body. Gene Ontology annotation, biological process: alternative mRNA splicing, via spliceosome. The coding region runs from base 177 to 947 and encodes 256 amino acids. The record is from RefSeq and is a predicted model, not a curated record.